Malus domestica (apple) is the source of this 1468-nucleotide messenger RNA. Its product is annotated as rho GDP-dissociation inhibitor 1-like. The record is from RefSeq and is a predicted model, not a curated record. Gene Ontology annotation, cellular component: cytoplasm; cytosol; membrane. Gene Ontology annotation, biological process: Rho protein signal transduction. Lineage: Eukaryota; Viridiplantae; Streptophyta; Magnoliopsida; Rosales; Rosaceae. Gene Ontology annotation, molecular function: Rho GDP-dissociation inhibitor activity; protein binding.
CCAUUAUCUCCAUAAACUUCUGCAUUAGUGACCUACACGUUCUCUCUCUCACUCAUUUCGGAUCACCACAGGACCAAUUCUCACUCGGUUUGACAAAUUAUCCCAAUCUCUCUCAUCCCUUUUGAGAAAUUCAACAACAACCCACCACAGAAAAAGCAAUAGGAGACAAAAGAGCAAAUUUUCCCCUUCUGCCUUGUUCUUUCUCUUCCUUUUUUGCUUUCAGGGUCUUAUUUCUUGUGUAUUCCCCAACACACAGACAAUUAUUUCCCUUAUUGGGUUGUCCCCAAAACACAAAUCAUCUCAGUUCUGCCAUUUCUUCCCCAAUUCCCCACCUGGGUUUCUUCCAUAUUCUCUCGAAUUCACAAGGCAAGAACCUUGAACUCUGUUUUUGGUGUAAUGGGUUUGUUCAGUUCUACUGCAAUUCGCCGUAGCUAGGUGGGUUUCUUUUGUGGCGGUUGAUGAGUUGAUAAGUUUCUGGAUUUUGGAGCUAUUUCAAGUUCCAAGAAGAUGGGGGGAGGAGAGAAGAGUGACAAAGAAACAAAGAAAGAAAACCAGGAUGAUACAGAUAAUGAAGGAGUGGAGGGGAUUGGGAGGCAGAUGAGUGAGACUUCUGUUUCUGCGGCUGAGGAGGAGGAAGACGAAGAGGGAAGCAGUAAAAUUCAGUUGGGUCCCCAAUGCACUCUCAAAGAACAGAUUGAGAAGGAUAAGGAUGAUGAGAGUUUGAGGAGGUGGAAGGAGCAGCUUCUUGGGGCUGUGGAUUUUGAGAAUGUUGGAGAAACUCUUGAACCAGAAGUGAAGUUCAUUCAGCUUUCAAUCCUUUCUCCUGGUAGACCUGACAUUGUUCUUGAUAUUCCGGGAGAUGGGAAACCCAAAGGCUUAUGGUUCACGCUGAAAGAAGGUAGUCCGCACAACCUGAAGUUCUCCUUCCAAGUUAGCAAUAACAUCGUAUCCGGUCUCAAGUACACCAACACUGUUUGGAAAACUGGUGUCAAGGUCGACAGCACAAAAGAGAUGAUUGGAACUUUCAGUCCUCAGCAAGAGCCUUACAUACAUGUGAUGCCAGAAGAGACCACACCUUCUGGCAUGUUUGCCAGAGGAUCAUAUUCUGCAAGAUCGAAGUUUCUUGACGAUGAUAACAAGUGUUACUUGGAGAUCAAUUACACCUUCGAUAUUCGAAAGGAAUGGGCUAAAUAAACAGAGAAUUUCCCACUGAGUGCUAGCAUAUCUCUUCCAUUCAGCUGAUGUUCUCACACGGCUGACGUUCUUUACACCGCAGUUAGUUUAAAGUUUUUUCCGGUUAAUGAUUCCCAAAUAUUACUUACUUCCAUGGUUGUGCUAAGUUUGUUAAUUUUCGUAACAUUGGAUUGCAAAGAAAGCGAGAGAGUGUGUGUGUGUUUUUUAGGGGAUUCUUUGGUUACUGCCUGCAAUAAAAGGUGAGCUUAGAUUGUGUUCUAAUUGUGGUUCUAAA